This is a messenger RNA of Helobdella robusta, 420 nucleotides long. RefSeq lists its product as hypothetical. The record is from RefSeq and is a predicted model, not a curated record. Bases 1 to 420 code for a protein of 139 amino acids. NCBI's taxonomy places the organism in Eukaryota, Metazoa, Annelida, Clitellata, Rhynchobdellida, Glossiphoniidae. The transcript has a single exon.
AUGCGGAAGGAAACAAUGGAAAAUUCAACAAAUACUGAAAAGAUUGCAGGGAGAAGAAAUCGCAGUCAACAACGAAUGACACCAGUGACGUUCUUGUGUCACUUGUUGAAUAUCACCACAUUUCAAUUACUACAAAGUGUUGAAGAUCUGGUUUUGUGGAGGUCGAUGGUCGCCUAUGUCCUGAAAAGAUUAGAUCCGAGAAAGAAGAAAAAGAAGGAAGAGACACUGAACUUGCAUGGAGCUACUCAAACUGAUUUUUUCAAUUUAGAUCAUGCCUAUAUGCCUCGACAACCGUUUUUGUCCGUGUCCCAAGUAUUAAUUCCUUUAAAUGCAUUUCUUACGUUCUUUUUCAUGUCAGUGUCAUUAUUUGGUUUUCAACUAAAAAAGAACUUUCUUAAUCAUAUAGUACAAGUAACUUAA